Messenger RNA from Botrytis cinerea B05.10, 1802 nucleotides. RefSeq lists its product as hypothetical. Lineage: Eukaryota; Fungi; Ascomycota; Leotiomycetes; Helotiales; Sclerotiniaceae. Bases 1404 to 1751 code for a protein of 115 amino acids. The record is from RefSeq and is a predicted model, not a curated record. The transcript is spliced from 2 exons.
GAAUGGGAUGAAUUAUCGUAGAAUUUGCAUACUCAUGAGAUGUCAAAAAAUAGAAGAUCCUUGAAAAUAUCGAGGGAGGGCUAGAUGAAUCUUAGAAUGCUAAUAGCUUUGAUGAGUCCAUCAGGUGCAGGAAAGACCAGUCUUUGAAACGUUUUAGCAAAUCGAACAACAACUGGAGUGAUUCGAGGAGGAAAAUAUGUCGAUGCCAAGUAUCAUGAUGACGGUUUAGCACGAAAGGUGGGUUAUGCUCAGCAGCAAGAUUUACAUCUCUCAACGUCAACCGUUCGGGGGGCCUUGAUGUUUAGCGCACGACUGCGUCAGUCAGAGGUGUGUUCGGAUAAGGAGAAGACAGAAUGGGUUGAUGAUCUGAUUCAUACACUCGACAUGACAAGUUUUGCUGAAGCUAUAAUUGAGGUGCCGAGAGAGGGUUUAAUAAAUGUCGAGCAAAGAAAGCGCGUGACGAUAGGAGUUGAGCUUGCUGCGAAACCCGAGCUUCUUCUUUUUUCUGGGUAAGUCUUCUAGGACAAUCAUUGGCCUAUUAAUUCAUAGAAGACUGACGAACCUACAUCUGGUCUCGAUAGCAAUACGGCGUGGUCAAUUUGUACUCUGUUAAAAAAGUUGGCUGAUAAAGACCAAGCAACUCUUUGUACCAUUCACCAACCAUGCAGAAUACUAUUUGAGAUAUUCGACCGACUGCUAUUUCUCCACGAAGGAAAAUCUGCAUACUUUGGGGAACUUGGACCGAGUUCGCGAACCUUGGCUGAUUACUUCCCACGUCAUGGAUCUCGAGAAUGAAUGUGGAAUUGACGACAAUCCGGCCGAGGGGUUACUCCAAAUUUUCGGCCAGCCAGCUGGAUCCUGUACUGAUAUUUAGAGCACCUCCGAAGAAAGAAAACCCAUUGAGAAAGAUCUGGUCAAAACGAAGCAUGAACUUUCCUAUUCGCAUGAUUCAAUUCAUGAAUCUUCGUCGAACGAAUUUGCGACAUCCCUCCUCUACCAGAUAUCUCUCGUCACUAGAAGGAAUUUCGAGCUUGACUGGCGAACUCCGGCCUAUUCAUAUUCCCAGUUCUUUCUGACUCUUGGAGCAGUAAGUACCAAUCCGUUGUGAGACUUCAUCCACUAACACGAUUCAGGGGCUCAUCAAUGGAUUCUCACUCUACAACCCACAGGCCAGUCUUCAAGGAGUCCAGAACCAAAUAUUCCCCCUUCUCACCCUUCACAAAAAUCUCGUCCAGUUGACCUUGCCCCACCUCAUGGAUAAUCGUACACUCUACGAGGCACGCGAACGCUCAUCACAAACUUAUUCCUAGAUUCUUUUCUUUCUGUCAAAUAUCAUAGCCGAGCUCCCGGGCAUAGUUUUCCUUGCCGUUAUGCAGUCUGUGACUUGAUACUAUGCAAUUGGGAUGUACAGAAUCUUAGUACCAAUCACCUCCCUUUCCAAAUUCUGGACAUUAAUGUACCGAAGCACGCCCGUUACCUACCUCGCCUCCUCCUUGCUUCUCACUGGUAUCUCCGGUGCCAACGUGACAUGUGUACCCAGCGAGCUUCUCCACGCUAUCCCUCCCUCCCCCCUCACCUGCGCCCAGUAUCUCUCAUCCUAUCUGCAGACCUCAGACGCGCAUCUCCCCACCCCCGAAAAUUUUGACAGCGUGCAGCAUCUGUCCGGUGAGCAAUACCCGUACGUUGAUAACCAGCGUGGGCGUGUUUUACGAGCAUCGCUGGAGGAAUUUUGCCAUUUCGCUAGUGUAUAGCGCGGGUAAUGUUGGGGGGGGGGCGCGUUGGGACUUGAUUGAAUUCUUACA